This is a messenger RNA of Anolis sagrei ordinatus, 8636 nucleotides long. The record is from RefSeq and is a predicted model, not a curated record. NCBI's taxonomy places the organism in Eukaryota, Metazoa, Chordata, Lepidosauria, Squamata, Anolidae.
UGACGCAGAAGCGCCGGACCGAGGCACGUGCGGCAGGGCUCCGAAGGGCUCUUCUUUCUCCUUCCUCGCGGGGAAAGGCGAUGGCUUUCCGGCGGAGAUCCUGGGCGCCUCUUCCUCCUCCUCCUGCCCUUCCUCCUCUCCUCCUUCUCCUUGGGACCUUCUCCUCCUGAAGGCGGUAUGGAGCGGGGCCUCUUCUGCCGGGCCCUCUACUGGCUCCUCCUGCCCCUCGCCCUCCUCGCCGCGUGCCUCUUCCGGUUCAAUGCCCUCUCCUUAGUCUACCUCCUCUACCUCCUCCUCUUGCCAUGGUUCCUGGGCCCCACGGAAUAUACUAUAAAAGGUCACACGGGGCGCCUCCUCCGAGCCCUUUUGGCCACCAGCAUCCUCUUCCUCCUUGCCCAUUUGACCUUCCAGAUAUGCCUCUACACAGUGCCUGGCUUGGACCAGCUGCUGGGAUACAACUGCAGCACAUGGGAAACCCUCGCUCAGCACAUUGGAGUCACAAGGCUGGACCUGAACGACAUCCCCAACUCGGUGCGGCUGGUGGCCCCCGACGUGGGCAUCCUGCUGGUCUCCGCCAUUUGCCUCGGUGUCUGCGGCCGCUUAGCGCCAUCACGCAAACCGGCACCCGGGAGCAGCCGGCGAUCCGUAUCUCAGCAGCUGCAGGAACAGGUGAGAGGCAGAGUUCUAUCUUAUCAAAGAAUCAGAGAAGGGAACCCCAAAGACCAUCCAGUCCAGCCCUCUUCUACUAAGCAGGAAGCUGUGCUUUCCAUCAUCCCUCCGCUUUCCGUCUUCUCUUCAUUCCUUCCGAAAGAGGGGGGUUUUGGGACCAGAGACACUUCUUUCCUGGCACCUUGGACCCGCUUGACUCACCGGCCUCCAAAGAAGGAGAAGAAGGAGGCUUCCCUCUCGCCUGGCCAAACCGAAGAAGCAGCGGUGGAUGAGGAGCCGGCGAAACCCCAAGACAUUUCCGAUGUUGCUGCUGAAGUCUCUCCGAGGCGGCAGGCUCCUCUAUCCGCCCGGCUCCGGGUCAAGGCCCAUUGGCUACUGAUGGCCAUGGGCAAGAUCUUGGCUGUUGCCUUGCUGGCUUUGGCAGGGAUCACCUUGCCCUCGGCCUUCUCUGCCAUCUAUUAUCUGCUCUUUGUGGGUCUUUGCACUUGGUGGGCCUGCCACUUCCCCGCCAGCCGCGUGGCCUUCAACGCCUUGUGCGUCAUGAUUGAUGUCUUCGCGGGCGGCCACCUCAUCUGCCUCUAUGGCUACCAGACCCCUUUCAUGCAGACAAUACUUCCCCCUGCUGGACUUUGGGCACGGUUGUUUGGUCUGAAGGCCAUCGUCCUGCAUGCGGGAUGCAGCAAACCCAAUGCGCUCCUCCUGGACCUUAGCUUGCCUUGGCCGGUCUAUGUCAACCCUGGGAUCCUGUUGCUGCUCUAUUACGUUCUGGCCACUUUGGUGAAACUCCGGAGGUCCCAUUCCUACAACCAGCGACGGGAUACCGAAAGCUCUUCCUCUGAACUGAUGGAGAUGGAGAACUGGUCCCUGGAACAAGAGGCUGUGGCUGGAGAUGCAACGCCCAUGUUGGUUUCUGAGACAGAGGCUUCUGGCACCGAUGCCGAGAAUUGUGCAGUCCAUGCAAUUGGGGAGCCUGAGCCGCUUGCCAACAAGAGACGGAAACGGCAGAAGGAGAAGCUGCAUCUGCUGCAUUCGCUGGGCCACAUCGUAAUGGACCAGAGCUACGUUUGCGCUCUCAUUGCCAUGAUGGUGUGGAGCAUCACCUACCACAGCUGGCUGACCUUCGUGCUGCUGCUCUGGGCCUGCCUCAUCUGGAUCGUGCGCAACCGGCACCAGUUGGCCAUGCUCUGCUCGCCCUUCAUCCUCCUCUACGGCGUGACCCUUUGCAGCCUCCAGUACGUCUGGGGCAUGGAUCUGGAGGCUGAGCUACCCACACGGGUGGGAUUCAUGCCCCUCCAGCAGCUGGGCCUGCGCACACCCCUCCGCCCCUGCCUGGACCUGGGGGCCAAGCUCCUUUACACUCUGACUUUCUGGCUCCUGGUGCGGCAAUUUGUGAAGGAGAAGUUGCUGAAAAAGAAGCAACCCACGCCCCCCUUGAAGGAGGUCACCGUUUUGGACUCAGGGCCUGCCCCCAAGCGGGACAUGCUGAAGACCCUGGGGGCCUAUGUGACAGGCUUCUUUGCCAAGUUCUGGAUCCUGGUUUGCGCCGGCAUGUUCAUUGUUGUCACCUUUGCUGGCCGGCUGGUGGUCUACAAGAUUGUCUACAUGUUCCUCUUCCUGCUGAGCCUCACCCUCUUCCAGGUUUACUACAGUCUUUGGAGGAAACUCUUGAAGGCCUUCUGGUGGCUGGUGGUGGCCUACACCAUGUUGGUGCUCAUUGCGGUCUACACCUUCCAGUUUGAGGACUUUCCCAUGUACUGGCGAAACUUCACAGGGCUGACGGAUGAACAAUUGGGAGACCUGGGUCUGGAGCAAUUCAGUGUCUCUGAACUCUUCUCCAGCAUCUUCAUACCGGGCUUCUUCCUCCUGGCUUGCAUCUUGCAGCUGCAUUAUUUUCACCGCCAGUUCAUGCGUGUCACGGAUCUGGAGCAUGUCCUUGCACCACAACACCAUGCGUUGGGUGAUGAAGACUUGAGCGGGAGCCGGAUUCUGCUCCAUUCGGAAGACGGAGAUGAAGCCGGAGACGGAGAGGCCAGGGAUGAAGUUCAGGAUGAAUCUGGAGAUGUUGUGCCCAGCAAGUGGGGCCUGGUGCUGGAGCGCUUAAUGGUCUUAGGAGGAACCUUUUCAGAUGUUUUGGGCCGACUCCGGGUCUUCGUAUUGCGUCUCCUCGAACUCCACGUCCUGAAGCUGGUGGCGCUUUACGUCAUUUGGGUGUCUUUGCAGGAGGUGUCAGUGAUGAACCUCCUGCUGGUGGUCCUUUGGGCGUUUGCCAUCCCAUACAGCAGCUUCUGCCACAUGGCCUCCUGCCUCUCCACCGUCUGGGUCUGCAUCAUCAUCGUCUGCAAGAUGCUCUACCAGCUGAACGUGGUCAACCCACAAGACUACUACAUAAACUGUACAAAGCCUCUGCUGAACAGCACCAACCUUUUGCUGGAGGAGAUUGGCAACUCCACGCUCUACAAGGGCCCCAUCGAUCCGGCCAAUUGGUUUGGCAUCCGGAAGGGCUUUCCCAACCUGGGUUACAUCCAGAAUCAUUUGCAGGUACUGGUGCUACUGGUUUUCGAGGCCAUCGUCUAUCGGUGCCAGGAAUAUUACCGGAAGCAGCACCAGUUGGUACCACCUUCGACCCAGGCGGUCUUUGAGGACGGCAAUCGCCAGAAUCUGGACAAAGGCCUGCUUUAUUGCAUCAAGUACUUCAUCAACUACUUCUACUACAAAUUUGGGUUGGAGAUCUGCUUCCUGUUGACGGUCAACGUGAUUGGGCAGCGCAUGAACUUCAUGGUCAUCUUCCACGGCUGCUGGCUGGUGGUCAUCUUGACCCGGCGCCGACGCCAGGCUAUUGCCAGGCUCUGGCCCAAGUACUGCCUCUUCCUGGCCCUCUUCCUCAUCUUCCAGUACCUCCUCUGUGUUGGCAUCCCUCCGGGUCUCUGCAAAGACUAUCCUUGGAGAUGGAGCCACGCCAUUCCCAUCAACUCUGUCCUCAUCAAAUGGAUGUAUUUACCCGACUUCUUCAUGAAACCCAAUUCCAUCAAUUUAAUGAGUGAUUUCUUGCUCCUUCUCGGUGCCUCCCAGCAAUGGAAGGUGUUUGUCAAUGAACAGACAGAGGAAUGGAGGCGCCUGGCCGGAGAUAACCAGGAACAGCUGGAAGGGCUGCGGGGGGAACCCAACCCAGUGCCCAACUUUGUUAAUUGCAGGUCUUACCUGGACAUGCUGAAGCUCUGCGUCUUCCGCUACCUCUUCUGGUUUGUGCUGGUCAUCGUCUUUGUGGCUGGCGCCAACCGCAUCAGCGUCUUCGGCUUGGGCUACUUGACAGCUUGCUUCUACCUGCUGCUCUUCGGGACGGUCCUGCUCCGGAAGCCCCUCCGCGCCCGGCUCUUGCUCUGGGACUGCCUCAUCAUCUACAACGUCACCGUCAUCAUCGUCAAGAACCUGCUUGCGCUCCUGUCCUGCGUCUUUGUCCAGCAAAUGCAGAACAACUUUUGCUGGGUGAUCCAGCUCUUCAGUUUGGCCUGCACCGUCAAGGGCUAUUAUGACCCCAAGGAUCUGAACAAGAACCAGGACUGUGCGCUGCCCGUGGAAGAAGCCGGCAUUAUUUGGGACAGUAUUUGCUUCUUUUUCUUGCUCCUCCAGCGCAGGGUCUUCCUCAGCUACUAUUUCCUCCAUGUUGCAGCCGACCUCCAGGCCUCGGCCUUGCAAGCAUCUAGGGGCUUUGCCCUUUACAAGGCCAGGAUGAUCAAGUGGAUGAGCUCCCAUCACCAAGCAGAGAAGAAAUCCUUGGACCAACUCAAGCGACAGAUGGAGCGGAUCCGGUCCAAGCAGGAGAAGUACCACCAAGGACAACUGGCAGCGGAGCAGACUCCGGAGACAGAUCAAACAGAAACAGGCUCCAAAAAGGACCAGAGGAAGCGCUGGUGGCGUCCGUGGCUUGACCACGCCGCAGUGUUGCACUCGGGAGAUUACUUCCUCUUUGAGACGGACAGCGAGGAAGAUGAGGAGUCAGUCCUGGAUGACCAGAAGCCGCCCAAGCAGAGUGCUUUCCAGCUGGCCUAUCAGGCCUGGGUGACCAACACCAAGUCAGCGUUGCACGAACGGGAGAAGCAAGAGAAGGAGCAGGAGGCCUUAGAGGAAGCCAAAGGGGAGGACAGCAAAGGGGGCGUCCGGCGUGGCCCAUUGAAGGACAGGACCAGCAGCCAAGAGGAGGAGGAAGAAGAAGAAGGAGAACAGGAUGAAGAAGAGGAAGAAACAUCUCCUGGGAAGAGUAACGUGCUGCAGCGGGUUCUUAACGUGCUCCGCUUCCUGUGGGUACUGUGCCAGGCCACCAUGGAUGGACUGACCCAAUGGCUACGGGCCCUUACUAAGGAACAUGAGGAGUUGUCCACCGUUUUGGGGCUAGAGAGAUACGUCCUCACCCAACAGUUGGAUCAGGCAGAAGAGGUUCAGAGGAGCGGCCUGGACAGAUUGUACCAACCAGUAGCGGCAGACCAGGCCUCAGUGGAUACCGCACUGCCGGGUACAGCAGCAGGGUCUCCCAACAGCACAGCUUCCAGUGUGGGUGAAGCUGUGGAAGUGCUUAGCACCGACACCACCGGCUAUGACACCCGAAGCAACAGCAACGAGCGGAGCCCUGAAUUCGAGUCCCAGGAUGGCAUGGUGCUCCUUCUUCCCAGCAGCUCCCAAGAACUCCUGGCCGAAUCCGUGACCCGACCCCGAACUGCAAGCGAGUUGCUCCGGAGCAGGCACGUCUCCUUCAAAGAGCUUGAGGAGUCGGAGCGCUUCUACCAAUCCCGUAACCGCUUGGUGCGGCUCCUGCUGGCCUGUUACCACUUUUUGGCCGGCCAUUCGGACCUCCUGUGCUACUUCAUCAUCAUCCUCAACAACAUGGUGACAGCCUCGGUGGUCUCGGUGGUGCUUCCCAUCCUGGUCUUCCUGUGGGCCAUGCUCUCCAUCCCCAGGCCCAGCAAGCGCUUCUGGAUGACAGCCAUUGUCUACACGGAGGUGAUGGUGGUGGUCAAGUAUCUCUUCCAGUUUGGCUUCUUCCCUUGGAACAGCUACAGCAUCUUGGUGCGCAAUGACGCCAAGGCCUUUUUCCCACCCAGAAUCCUUGGCGUGGAGAAGACUGACAACUACAUCAAGUAUGAUCUGAUCCAGCUGAUGGCCCUCUUCUUCCACCGAUCCUUACUCCUGAGCUAUGGCUUGUGGGACCACGAGGAAGAUGUCUUAGCCAAACCUGUGCCCGAGGCAGUAGAGCCACCGGCUUCAAUGCCAAGCGGAGAGGGACCUGGAGCAGAGACUGAUGCCCAAGUCCCACCUGGCAAGACAGAAACGGCAGCGGUUCCAGAGGCAGGGACGUCAAAAGGGAUCCGGUCGCGGUUCAGGAAGAAAAAGAAGGAGAAGAAGAAAGAGAAGGAGGAGAACAAGGCAGUGGAGGAAGAAGUGACAGAAGCCCCAGAAGAGCAAGAAAAGAAACAAGAGACAGAGGAAGGAGAGGAGAAGAAGUCAAGCCCAUCCCAGGAAAAGCUGAAGGCCGCUGGACGGAGAGCGAAGCACUUCUUUGCCUCUGCGGCAGGAUGUGUCUUCCAGCCGUUGCGGCAAUUUUUCAAGGACAUUUUGCACAGCAAAUACCGGGCUGCCACAGACGUCUAUGCGCUCAUGUUCCUGGCCGACGUGGUCGACUUCAUCAUCAUCAUCUUCGGUUUCUGGGCUUUUGGGAAACAUUCGGCUGCCGCUGAUAUCGCCUCCUCACUUUCGGAAGACCAGGUCCCACAGGCCUUCCUGGUGAUGCUGCUCAUCCAGUUCUCCACCAUGGUCAUCGACCGGGCCCUCUACCUCCGCAAGAGCGUCCUGGGCAAACUCGCCUUCCAGGUCUUCUUGGUCUUCGGCAUCCAUGUCUGGAUGUUCUUCAUCCUUCCUGCGGUCACCGACAGGAUGUUUAACAUGAAUACUGUGGCCCAGCUGUGGUACUUUGUGAAAUGCAUCUACUUUGCUCUGUCGGCCUAUCAGAUCCGCUGCGGCUACCCCACGCGCAUCCUGGGCAACUUCCUCACCAAGAAGUACAACCACCUCAACCUCUUCCUCUUCCAAGGGGACCUGGGCAAAGGAGGGACAGUGGAGUACACCUCUGAGAAGCACACCAUGGAUCUGAACCAAAGCAGUGCUGUGCGCAGGAGUCUGGCUGGGCUGCUGGAAGGCACCCACAAUGCCUCUGUCCAAAAGGUAUGGAUACAUACAGUGUCAAAUCCCAAGAACAUCCUUGUAAACAACAAAAGAAUAUGUUGCCAACUUCUUUCUCUGAGUUUCAAUGGUGCUCCCAGAUCAUCGUUAUUAAGCUCUCCUGCAUCCUAUCCUUUCCUUCAGCCCCUGUUUACCAUGAGUGCCCAGCAGCAGUCGAUUGUACCCUUCACCCCGAAGGACUACGAGGCUUUGACUGACAAGUUUGUGCGGCAGCCGCUGGCCAUGCAAUUCAUCACCCUCUACGGCUACGAGGACAUUGUGACGGCGCGCAUCGAGGGCAAUUCGGGCUCAUUGUGGAGCAUCAGUCCUCCCAGCCGGGAGCAGCUGAGGCAGGAGCUGCAGAACGGCUCUUCAGACAUUACGCUGCGCUUUACGUGGAAUUUCCAAAGGGAUCUGGGCAAAGGAGGGACGGUGGAAUACACUUCUGAGAAGCACACCAUGGAUUUGAACCAAAGCAGUGCCGUGCGCAGGAGUCUGGCUGGGCUGCUGGAAGGCACCCACAAUGCCUCUGUGAGGAUUCCCCACCUCUUCCCCCCCUACAUCCGCGCCCCCAAUGGUCCUGAAGCCAAUCCAGUUGAGCAACUGCUACCAGAUGAAGAGGACAGUUAUCUAGAUGUUGCGGUGCAGUUGAGGCGGCAGCGGAUUGGGGCCGGGAAUGUCAGCGCCAGUUUUGUCGAAUGGUGGGUCAUCCAACUGGCCGACUGCCAGCACGACUGUGACAUCCUCCCAAUGCUCAUCUUCAACGACAAAGUCAGUCCACCGAGCCUGGGCUUCCUGGCAGGAUAUGGGAUCAUGGGCCUUUACGUCUCCAUCGUGCUGGUGAUCGGGAAGUUUGUGCGGGGCUUCUUCAGCGAGAUCUCGCACUCCAUCAUGUUCGAGGAGCUGCCCUGUGUCGACCGCAUCCUCAAGCUGUGCCACGACAUCUUCCUGGUCCGCGAGACGGGAGAGCUGGAGCUGGAGGAGGAGCUCUACGCCAAGCUCAUCUUCCUCUACCGCUCACCAGAGACCAUGAUCAAGUGGACAAGGGAGAAGGAAUGAUGGGGAGGAAACCAAGCUACCCAAAACCUACAAAGGGCGGUGCUAAGAAACCCACCUUCUCCCCUGUUUUCUCAAUAAGGACUUGGUGAGAUUGCUGAGUCAAUCUGUUUAGGAUUCUCUCCUAGGAGCUGCUGGACUUCAAACUUUCCCUUGCUUACAAUUCAGUGGGGCUUUUGGGGAGGGAUCCCUGUAGCCUCACUGCUUUGGCAGAAGGGCAAAGACACUGUCACUUUCUGAAACAAAAUUAUCCCCUCCUAUUUUUAAGGACACAAAAAGGAAGGAAACAGACACUUCUCUCCCUUUCAGUCCAAAGCCCUAGCUUGCUUCCUCCCUAAAGCACAAGAAGAGGGAAGGCUAUGGUUUGGAGUUCCUUCCCACAGGACAUUGGUUAGAAGCCCCAGUGCCUUUGCACAGCAAUAAUGAACUUGCGCCUCGAUCCCUGAUGCAAAGGGCACAGGAUUUCUGUCACUCCACAUGCUGCCACACCAAAAAGCACUCCCUGCUAUACUGUACCUUCCUCCGCUGCCUUGCAAUUUGGGUGCCAUGGUAUAGGCCCCACUCAAGUGCCAAACUGCAGGGCAGGAAAAUGGACGGUUGGAUUCUAUAGACUUUUCUAAAAGAAGUGGUUUUAUUUAUACAGAUCUCUAUAAUAAUAAUAAUGAAAAUGAAAAUAAAUAAAAAGCUGUGAUUACAAAUGAUAA